Eubalaena glacialis (North Atlantic right whale) is the source of this 18369-nucleotide messenger RNA. RefSeq names its product AHNAK nucleoprotein (gene AHNAK). The transcript has 5 exons. Gene Ontology annotation, biological process: regulation of RNA splicing. Gene Ontology annotation, cellular component: cytoplasm; nucleus; costamere. Gene Ontology annotation, molecular function: protein binding. The record is from RefSeq and is a predicted model, not a curated record. NCBI's taxonomy places the organism in Eukaryota, Metazoa, Chordata, Mammalia, Artiodactyla, Balaenidae. Bases 269 to 17515 code for a protein of 5748 amino acids.
CUCCGCGGGCGGGGGCCGGGCACUCGGAGCAGCUCCGCCGCGGGGACUGCACCGCCCGCCCUGCCGGACCCGCCCCGACCGGGGCUCGCCGCCCGCAGCAGCCGCAGCACCGCGACCUCGGGCCCCGCGCUGGCUAUGGCUGUGCCCUGGGGCUGAGCGCGCAGGCUGUGUGACCGAGAUUCCCAAGAGAGAGACACUCCGAGGAGAGGAGAGGAAGGAGGGGCGGGCUCCUGGCAAGGCAUCCGCUCCUGAACCAAGUCCUGCGAAGAUGGAGAAGGAGGAAGAGACGACCCGGGAGCUGCUGCUGCCCAACUGGCAGGGCAGUGGCUCCCACGGGCUGACCAUCACCCAGAGGGACGACGGCGUCUUUGUGCAGGAGGUGAUGCAGAACUCCCCUGCGGCCCGCACUGGGGUGGUCAAGGAGGGGGACCAGAUUGUGGGUGCCACCAUCUACUUUGACAACCUGCAGUCGGGAGAGGUGACCCAGCUGCUGAACACCAUGGGGCACCACACCGUGGGCCUGAAGCUGCAUCGCAAGGGGGACCGUUCCCCUGAGCCUGGCCAGACCUGGACCCACGAAGUCUUCAGCUCCCACAGCUCUGAAGUGGUUCUGAGCGGGGAUGACGAGGAGUACCAGCGCAUCUACACCACGAAGAUCAAGCCUCGGCUGAAGUCAGAGGAUGGAGUGGAAGGGGAGCCUGGGGAGACCCAGAGCCGCACCAUCACGGUGACUAGGAGGGUCACAGCCUACACCGUGGAUGUGACAAGCCGCGAAGGAGCCAAGGACAUCGACAUCAGCAGCCCUGAGUUCAAGAUCAAGAUUCCACGGCACGAACUGACUGAAAUCUCCACUGUGGAUGUGGAGACCCAGCCUGGGAAGACAGUGAUCAGACUGCCCUCGGGCUCGGGGUCACUGUCCCCCACCACAGGCUCCACUGUGGACAUCCAAGCAGGGUCCAUUUCCACUUCAGGACCAGAGCUCCAAGGUGCUGGCCACUCGAAGGUCCAGGUCACCGUGCCUGGGAUAAAGGUGGGAAGCCCGGGUGUUAGUGUCAGUGCAAAGGGCCUGGACUUAGGUAGCAAAGGAGGGGUCCAAGUCCCAGGGGUGGACGUUUUGUCUUCUCUUGGGGGUGGGGCAGCAGAGUGGCAGGGCCCAGCUCUUGAGAGUGGCAAUAAUGGGAAAAUUAAAUUUCCCUCCAUGAAGCUGCCAAAAUUUGGUGUCUCAACAGGGCUUGAGGGUCAGGCCCCAGAGGCAGGGUUGAGUGUUUCUGCCCCUGAAUUCUCUGUGGGGCACAAGGGUGGCAAGCCAGGCUUGACCAUUGGCGGGAACAUCCAGACCCCUCAGCUAGAAGUCAGUGGUCCCUUUGCCAGUAUUAAGGGGCUUGAGGGGAAGCUGAAGGGCCCCCAAAUCACUGGGCCAUCCCUUGAGGGUGACCUGGGCCUGAAGGGUACCAAGCCACAGGGGAGUUCAAGGGUGGACAUCUCUGUGCCCAAAAUCGAGGGCAGCAUCGCUGGCUCCAGGGUGGAAGUUCAAACUCCUAACAUUGAUAUUCAUGGGCCAGGGGGCAAACUGAAUAUGGCCAAGGUGAAGGCCCCCAAAUUCUCUGUAUCAGGUUCUAAGGGAGAGGGAGCUGACAUUGAUGUGACACUUCCUGGGGUCUCUGGGGAUGUUGGCCUGCCUGAGGUUGCUUCUGGGGGGCUGGAAGGGAAGAUGAAAGGUCCUAAAAUCAAGACUCCUGAAACGAUUGUUCAGACACCUAAAAUCUCCAUGCAGGAUGUGGAUCUGAGCCUCAGGUCCCCUAAACUGAAAGGAGACAUUAAGGUUUCUGCUCCUGGGGUUCAAGGUGAUGUUAAAGGCCCUCAAGUGGCAGUUAAAGGCGCCAAAGUGGACAUAGAGACACCCAGCCUAGAGGGGACCGUGACUGACCCCAAGUUUAGUGGUACUUCUGGGAAAGAAGGAACCUGCAGGAUCUCUGUGGCAGACGUAGACUUAAAUGUGGCUGCACCAAAGGUGAAAGGGGGUGUGGAUGUCAUGCUUCCAAAAGUAGAGGGGAAAGUCAGUGUCCCUGAAGUUGAUGUCAGAGGCCCCAAAGUGGAUGUCAGUGCCCCAGAGGUGGACGUUCAUGGUCCGGACUGGAACCUGAAAAUGCCCAAGAUGAAAAUGCCCAAGUUCAGCACUCCAGGAGUCAAAGGGGAAGGGUCAGAUGUAGAUGUGGAUCUCCCCAAAGGUGAUGUCAGUAUUUCAGGGCCCAAGGUCAGUGUGGAAGCCCCAAAUGUCAACAUAGGGGGCCUGGUGGGCAACCUUAAAGACCCUGAUGUUCAGCUGCCUGAAGUGAGUGUCAAGACACCAAAGAUCACCAUGCCUGAUGUAGAUUUGCAUGUGAAAGGCCCAAAGGUAAAAGGAGAGUAUGAUGUAACAGCAACAAAACUUGAAGGAGAGCUGAAAGGCCCCAAAGUGGACAUUGAUGCCCCUGAUGUGGACGCUCAUGGCCCAGACUGGCACCUGAAGAUGCCCAAGAUGAAAAUGCCCAAAUUCACUGUGCCAGGGUUCAAAGCAGAGGGCCCCGAAGUGCAUGUAAACCUGCCUGCACCUGACGUGGACAUUUCUGGGCCCAAGGUAGAUGUCUGUGCUCCAGAUGUGAGUAUUGAGGGACCAGAGGGGAAAUUGAAAGGACCCAAGUUUAAGAUGCCUGAGAUGAAUAUCAAAGCCCCAAAGAUCUCCAUACCAGAUGUGGACUUACAUUUGAAAGGCCCUAGUGUAAAAGGAGAAUAUGAUGUCACAGUGCCGAAGGUUGAAGGUGAGAUUAAAGUUCCUGAUGUUGAACUUAAAAGUGCCAAACUGGACAUUGAUGCUCCAGAUGUGGACACUCACGGCCCAGACUGGCACCUGAAGAUGCCCAAAAUGAAAAUGCCCAAGUUCAGCAUGCCCGGCCUCAAAGCGGAGGGCCCAGAAGUGGAUGUGAACCUGCCCAAGACUGACAUUGACAUCGCUGGACCCAAGGUGGAUGUUGAACUUCCAGAUGUGAAUAUUGAAGGACCUGAAGGAAAGCUGAAGGGUCCCAAGUUUAAGAUGCCUGAGGUGAAUAUCAAGGCCCCCAAGAUCUCCAUGCCUGAUGUAGAUUUGCAUAUGAAAGGUCCCAAGGUAAAGGGGGAAUAUGAUGUUACAGUGCCAAAGCUGGAAGGGGACCUGAAGGGGCCAAAGGUAGACGUCAGUGCCCCAGAUGUUGGAGUUCACAGUCCUGAUUGGAACCUAAAGAUGCCAAAGAUGAAAAUGCCCAGAUUCACCAGGCCCAGCCUUAAAGGAGAGGGCCCAGAAUUGGAUGUGAACCUGCCCAAGGCUGAUGUCGACAUUUCUGCACGCAAGGUAGAUAUUAGUGCUCCGGAUCUGAGCCUUGAAGGACCAGAAGGGAAGUUGAAAGGCCCCAAGUUUAAGAUGCCUGAGAUGCACUUCAAAGCUCCCAAGAUGACCCUGCCAGAUGUUGACAUGGAUCUUAAAGGACCCAAAAUGAAAGGGAAUCUAGAUGUGUCUGCACCAAAAAUAGAAGGUGAGAUGAAAGCUCCACAUGUGGACAUCAAAGGCCCCAAAAUAGAUGUUAAAGCACCAGAUGUGGAAGUUCAGGAUGCAGACUGGAGUCUGAAAAUGCCCAAGAUGAAAAUGCCUAAAUUCAGCAUGCCAAGCUUCAAAGGCGAGGGCCUAGAUGUGGAUGUGAACCAGCCCAAAGCUGACGUUGAUGUCUCUGGACCCAAGGUGGACAUUGAAGCCCCAGAUGUGAGCCUUGAGGGUCCAGAAGGAAAGCUCAAGGGUCCCAAGUUUAAGAUGCCUGAGAUGCACUUCAAGGCCCCCAAGAUCUCCAUGCCUGAUGUAGACUUACACUUGAAAGGCCCCAAAGUCAAAGGGGAUGUGGAUGUGUCUGUGCCCAAGAUAGAAGGUGAAAUGAAAGUGCCAGAUGUGGACAUCAAAGGCCCCAGAGUGGACGUUGAUGUCCCAGAUGUGGAUGUUCAAGGCCCCGACUGGCACCUGAAGAUGCCCAAGAUGAAAAUGCCCAAGUUCAGCAUGCCUGGCUUCAGAGGAGAGGGCCCUGAAGUGGAUGUGAACCUGUCCAAGGCUGACAUUGAUGUCUCAGGACCCAAGGUGGACAUUGAAGCCCCAGAUGUGAGCCUUGAGGGGCCAGAAGGAAAGCUCAAGGGUCCCAAGUUUAAGAUGCCUGAGAUGCACUUCAAGGCCCCCAAAGUCUCCACGCCUGAUGUGGACUUACACUUGAAAGGCCCCAGAGUCAAAGGGGAUGUGGAUGUGUCUGUGCCCAAGAUAGAAGGUGAAAUGAAAGUGCCAGGUGUGGACAUCAAAGGCCCCAAAGUGGACGUUGAUGUCCCAGAUGUGGAUGUUCAAGGCCCCGACUGGCACCUGAAGAUGCCCAAGAUGAAAAUGCCCAAGUUCAGCGUGCCUGGCUUCAAAGGAGAGGGCCCUGAAGUGGAUGUGGACCUGCCCAAGGCUGACAUUGAUGUCUCAGGACCCAAGGUGGACAUUGAAGUCCCAGAUGUGAGCCUUGAAGGUCCAGAAGGGAAGCUCAAGGGUCCUAAGUUUAAGAUGCCUGAGAUGCACUUCAAGCCUCCGAAGAUCUCCAUGCCUGACAUUGAUUUAAACCUCAAGAGCCCCAAGGUGAAAGGUGAUGUGGAUGUGUCUUUACCAAAAGUGGAAGGUGAGCUUAAAGUUCCUGAAGUUGACAUGAAAGGCCCCAAAGUGGACAUUGAUGCUCCAGAUGUGGACGUUCAUGGCCCAGACUGGCACCUGAAGAUGCCCAAGAUAAAAAUGCCCAAGAUCAGCAUGCCCGGCUUCAAAGGAGAGAGCCCUGAAGUGGACGUGAACCUGCCUAAAGCUGACAUUGAUGUCUCAGGACCCAAGGUGGAUGUUGAAGUUCCAAAUGUGAAUAUUGAAGGUCCAGAUGCAAAACUAAAAGGUCCUAAAUUUAAGUUGCCAGAAAUGAAUAUAAAGCCUCAGAAGAUACCCAUGCCUGAUGUUAGUCUGCAUUUGAAAGGCCAUAAAAUGAAAGGAGAUUAUGAUGUUACGGUUCCAAAAGUAGAAGGAGAGAUUAAAGCUCCUGACGUUGACAUCGAAGGUCCAAAAGUAGACAUUAAUGCACCAGAUGUGGGAGUUCAUGGUCCAGACUGGCACCUGAAGAUGCCCAAGAUAAAAAUGCCCAAGAUCAGCAUGCCUGGCUUCAAAGGAGAGGGCCCAGAAGUGGAUGUGAACCUGCCCAAGGCUGACAUUGACAUCUCAGGACCCAAGGUGGACAUUGAUGUUCCAGAUGUGAAUAUUGAAGGUCCAGAGGGGAAACUAAAGGGUCCCAAGUUCAAGAUGCCAAGCAUGCAUAUACAAACACACAAAAUCUCUAUGCCUGAUGUUGGACUUAAUCUGAAAGCCCCUAAACUGAAAACUGAUGUAGAUGUUUCUCUUCCCAAAGUGGAAGGAGACUUGAAAUGUCCUGGAAUUGACAUAAAAGCCCCUAAAAUGGAUGUAGAUGUUGGUGAUAUAGAUGUUGAAUGUCCAGAAGGAAAGCUUAAGGGUCCCAAGUUUAAGAUGCCUGAGAUGCACUUCAGGGCCCCCAAGAUCUCCAUGCCUGAUGUGGACUUAAACUUGAAAGGCCCCAAAGUCAAGGGGGAUGUGGAUGUGUCUGUGCCCAAGAUAGAAGGUGAAAUGAAAGUGCCAGAUGUUGAAGUCAGAGGACCCAAAGUAGACAUUGAUGUCCCAGAUGUGGACGUUCAAGGCCCCGACUGGCAUCUGAAGAUGCCCAAGAUGAAAAUGCCCAAGUUCAGCAUGCCUGGCUUCAAAGGAGAGGGCCCUGAUGUAGAUGUGAACCUACCAAAGGCUGACAUUAAUGUUUCUGGCCCCAAAGUGGACAUUGAUACUCUUGAUUUGUAUACUGAGGGACCAGAAGGAAAAUUUAAAGGUUCUAAAUUUAAGAUGCCUAAGUUGAAUAUCAAAGCUCACAAGAUAUCCAUGCCAGAUGUGGACUUGAAUUUGAAGGGACCCAAACUGAAAGGAGAGAUGGAUGCUUCUGUGCCAGAACUAGAAGGUGAUCUCAAAGGUCCACAAGUUGAUAUCAAAGGUCCUAGUGUGGAUGUGGAAGUGCCUGACGUUGAUCUGGAAUGUCCUGAUGCGAAGUUGAAAGGCCCUAAGUUUAAGAUGCCAGACAUGCACUUCAAAGCCCCCAAGAUUUCCAGGCCUGAUGUAGACUUACACUUGAAAGGCCCCAAAGUCAAAGGGGAUGUGGAUGUGUCUGUGCCCAAGAUAGAAGGUGAAAUGAAAGUGCCAGAUGUGGACAUCAAAGGCCCCAAAGUGGACGUUGAUGUCCCAGAUGUGGACGUCCAGGGCCCAGACUGGCACCUGAAGAUGCCCAAGAUGAAAAUGCCUAAAUUCAGCAUGCCAAGCUUCAAAGGCCAAGGCCCAGAUGUGGACGUGAACCUGCCCAAGGCUGACAUUGAUGUCUCAGGACCCAAGGUGGACAUUGAAACCCCAGAUGUGAGCCUGGAGGGGCCAGAAGGAAAGCUCAAGGGUCCCAAGUUUAAGAUGCCUGAGAUGCACUUCAAGGCCCCCAAGAUCUCCAUGCCUGAUGUGGACUUACACUUGAAAGGCCCCAAAGUCAAAGGGGAUGUGGAUGUGUCUGUGCCCAAGAUAGAAGGUGAAAUGAAAGUGCCAGAUGUGGACAUCAAAGGCCCCAAAGUGGACGUUGAUGUCCCAGAUGUGGAUGUUCAAGGCCCCGACUGGCACCUGAAGAUGCCCAAGAUGAAAAUGCCCAAAUUCAGCAUGCCUGGCUUCAGAGGAGAGGGCCCUGAAAUGGAUGUGAACCUGCCCAAAGCUGACAUUGACGUCUCAGGACCCAAGGUGGACAUUGAAGCCCCAGAUGUGAACCUUGAGGGGCCAGAAGGAAAGCUCAAGGGUCCCAAGUUUAAGAUGCCUGAGAUGCACUUCAAGGCCCCCAAGAUCUCCAUGCCUGAUGUGGACUUACACUUGAAAGGCCCCAGAGUCAAAGGGGAUGUGGAUGUGUCUGUGCCCAAGAUAGAAGGUGAAAUGAAAGUGCCAGAUGUGGACAUCAAAGGCCCCAAAGUGGACGUUGAUGUCCCAGAUGUGGAUGUUCAAGGCCCCGACUGGCACCUGAAGAUGCCCAAGAUGAAAAUGCCCAAAUUCAGCAUGCCUGGCUUCAGAGGAGAGGGCCCUGAAAUGGAUGUGAACCUGCCCAAAGCUGACAUUGACGUCUCAGGACCCAAGGUGGACAUUGAAGCCCCAGAUGUGAACCUUGAGGGGCCAGAAGGAAAGCUCAAGGGUCCCAAGUUUAAGAUGCCUGAGAUGCACUUCAAGGCCCCCAAGAUCUCCAUGCCUGAUGUGGACUUACACUUGAAAGGCCCCAGAGUCAAAGGGGAUGUGGAUGUGUCUGUGCCCAAGAUAGAAGGUGAAAUGAACGUGCCAGGUGUGGACAUCAAAGGGCCCAAAGUGGACGUUGAUGUCCCAGAUGUGGAUGUUCAAGGCCCUGACUGGCACCUGAAGAUGCCCAAGGUGAAAAUGCCCAAGUUCAGCAUGCCUGGCUUCAAAGGAGAGGGCCCAGAAGUGGAUGUGAACCUGCCCAAGGCUGACAUUGAUGUCUCAGGACCCAAGGUGGACAUUGAAGGCCCUGAUAUUAAUAUUGAAGGACCAGAGGGAAAGUUGAAAGGUCCUAAGUUCAAGAUGCCAGAGAUGAACAUCAAAGCCCCGAAGAUCUCCAUGCCUGACUUUGAUUUGCACCUGAAAGGUCCUAAGGUGAAAGGAGAUCUGGAUGUUUCUCUACCUAAGGUGGAAGGUGACCUAAAGGCCCCUGAAGUUGACAUGAAAGGCCCCAAAGUGGACAUUGAUGUUCCAGAUGUAGACGUUCACAGCCCAGACUGGCACCUGAAGAUGCCCAAGAUAAAAAUGCCCAAGAUCAGCAUGCCUGGCUUCAAAGGAGAGGGCCCAGAAGUGGAUGUGAACCUGCCCAAGGCCGACAUUGAUGUGUCAGGACCCAAAGUGGACAUUGAAGGCCCUGAUGUUAACAUUGAAGGGCCAGAAGAAAAGUGGAAAAGUCCAAAGUUUAAAAUGCCUGAAAUGCAUUUUAAGACUCCAAAGAUACCCAUGCCAGAUAUUGAUCUUAAUCUAACAGGUCCAAAGAUGAAAGGAGAUGUGGAUAUUACAUGCCCCAAGGUAGAGGGAGAUUUUAAAGUACCUGAAGUUGACCUCAGAGGCCCCAAAGUGGACAUUGAUGUCCCUGAUGUGGAUGUUCAAGGCCCAGACUGGCACCUAAAGAUGCCUAAGAUGAAAAUGCCCAAGUUCAGCAUGCCUGGAUUCAAAGGAGAAGGCCCAGAAGUGGAUGUGAACCUGCCCAAGGCCGACAUUGAUGUGUCAGGACCCAAAGCGGACAUUGAAGGCCCUGAUGUUAACAUUGAAGGACCAGAAGGAAAGUUGAAAGGUCCUAAGUUCAAGAUGCCUGAGAUGAACAUCAAAGCCCCCAAGAUCUCCAUGCCUGACUUUGAUUUACACCUGAAAGGUCCUAAGGUGAAAGGAGAUGUAGAUGUUUCUGUUCCUAAGGUGGAAGGUGACCUAAAGGCCCCUGAAGUUGACAUCAAAUGCCCCAAAGUGGACAUUGAUGUCCCUGAUGUGGACGUUCAUGGCCCAGACUGGCACCUGAAGAUGCCUAAGAUGAAAAUGCCCAAGUUCAGCGUGCCUGGAUUCAAAGGAGAGGGCCCAGAAGUGGAUGUGAACCUGCCCAAGGCCGACAUUGAUGUGUCAGGACCCAAAGUGGACAUUGAAGGCCCUGAUGUUAACAUUGAAGGGCCAGAAGGAAAGUUGAAAGGUCCUAAGUUCAAGAUGCCUGAGAUGAACAUCAAAGCCCCCAAGAUCUCCAUGCCUGACUUUGAUUUACACCUGAAAGGUCCUAAGGUGAAAGGAGAUGUAGAUGUUUCUGUGCCUAAGGUGGAAGGUGACCUAAAGGCCCCUGAAGUUGACAUCAAAGGCCCCAAAGUGGACAUUGAUGUCCCUGAUGUGGAUGUUCAUGGCCCAGACUGGCAUCUGAAGAUGCCUAAGAUGAAAAUGCCCAAGUUCAGCAUGCCCAGCUUCAAAGGAGAGGGCCCAGAAGUGGAUGUGAAUCUGCCCAAAGCUGACAUUGAUGUGUCAGGACCCAAGGUGGACAUUGAAGGCCCUGAUGUUAAUAUUGAAGGACCAGAGGGAAAGUUGAAAGGUCCUAAGUUCAAGAUGCCAGAGAUGAAUAUCAAAGCCCCCAAGAUCUCCAUGCCUGACCUUGAUCUUAAUCUGAAGGGCCCCAAAGUGAAGGGUGAUGUGGAUGUGUCUUUACCAAAAGUGGAAGGUGAGCUUAAAGUUCCUGAAGUUGACAUGAAAGGCCCCAAAGUGGACAUUGAUGCUCCAGAUGUGGACGUUCAUGGCCCAGACUGGCACCUGAAGAUGCCCAAGAUAAAAAUGCCCAAGAUCAGCAUGCCUGGCUUCAGAGGAGAGGGCCCAGAAGUGGAUGUGAACCUGCCCAAGGCUGACAUAGACGUCUCAGGACCCAAGGUGGACACUGAUGUUCCAGAUGUGAAUAUUGAAGGUCCAGAUGCGAAACUGAAGGGUCCCAAGUUCAAGAUGCCAGAGAUGAAUAUCAAAGGUCCUAAGGUAUCAAUGCCAGAUUUGGACCUUAAUCUUAAAGGCCCUAAAAUGAAAGGAGAGGUGGAUAUUUCACUUCCAAAUGUAGAAGGUGAUUUGAAAGGGCCUUCUCUUGACAUCAAAGGCCUGAAGAUAGAUGUAGAUGCGCCAGAUAUUGAUAUUCAUGGCCCAGACGGCAAAUUAAAAGGUCCAAAGCUGAAGAUGCCUGAUAUGCAUGCAAACAUGCCCAAGAUCUCCAUGCCAGAAAUUGACCUGAAUUUGAAAGGCUCAAAACUUAAGGGAGAUGUUGAUGUUUCUGGACCCAAAUUGGAAGGUGACAUUAAAGCUGCCAAGUUAGAUAUAAAGGGCCCAGAAGUGGACAUUUCUGGUCCUAAGCUCAAUAUUGAAGGCAAGUCAAAGAAAUCUCGUUUUAAGCUUCCCAAAUUUAAUUUUUCAGGCUCCAAAGUUCAGACACCUGAGGUAGAUGUCAAAGUCAAAAAGCCAGAUAUUGAUGUAACAGGUCCAAAAGUUGACAUUAAUGCUCCCGAUAUUGAGGUCCAAGGAAAAGUGAAAGGACCCAAGUUCAAAAUGCCUUUUCUGAGUAUUUCGUCUCCUAAAGUGUCUAUGCCUGAUGUGGAGUUAAAUCUGAAAGGUCCUAAAGUCAAAGGAGACUUAGAUGUUGCAGGUCCUAAUUUAGAAGGUGAUUUUAAAGGACCCAAAGUGGACAUUAAGGCACCAGAAGUUCAUCUUGAUGCACCUGAUGUGGAUGUUCAUGGUCCAGACUGGAAUUUGAAAAUGCCCAAGAUGAAAAUGCCCAAGUUCAAUGUGCCCGGCUUAAAAGCAGAAGGGCCAGAUAUGGCUGCGGAUCUGCCAAAAGGAGAUAUCAACAUAGAGGGUCCCAGAAUGGACAUUGAGGGCCCAGAAAUCAAUGUGGGAGGUCUAGAGGGAGGCUUAAAAGGUCCCAAAUUCAAGAUGCCUGAUAUGAAUAUCAAAGCUCCCAAGGUCUCCAUGCCUGAUGUGGACUUACACUUGAAAGGCCCCAAAGUCAAAGGGGAUGUGGAUGUGUCUGUGCCCAAGAUAGAAGGUGAAAUGAACGUGCCAGGUGUGGACACCAAAGGGCCCAAAGUGGACGUUGAUGUCCCAGAUGUGGAUGUUCAAGGCCCUGACUGGCACCUGAAGAUGCCCAAGGUGAAAAUGCCCAAGUUCAGCAUGCCUGGCUUCAAAGGAGAGGGCCCCGAAGUGGAUAUGAACCUGCCCAAAGCUGACAUUGGUAUUUCUGGCCCCAAAGUGGACAUUGAUGCCCCAGAUGUGAAUAUUGAAGGUCCAGAUGUGAAACUGAAGGGCCCCAAAUUCAAGAUGCCAGAGAUGAAUAUCAAAGCUCCCAAAAUCUCCAUGCCUGACCUUGACUUUAACCUGAAGAGCCCCAAACUAAAGGGUGAUAUGGAUGUGUCUUUGCCAAAAGUGGAAGGUGACCUCAAGGCCCCUGAAGUGGACAUCAAGGGCCCCAAAGUGGACACUGAAACUCCUGAUACUAACAUUGAAGGCCCAGAGGGGAAAUUGAAGGGGCCCAAAUUCAAGAUGCCAGAGAUGCACCUGAAGGCGCCCAAGAUCUCCAUGCCUAACAUUGAUUUAAACGUGAAGGGGCCCAAGGUGAAGGGUGAUAUAGAUGUUUCCCUUCCGAAGACUGAAGGAGAUCUGAAAGGCCCUGAGAUCGACAUCAAAGGUCCCAAAGUGGACACUGACGCUCCAGAUGUGGAUAUUCAAGGUCCAGACUGGCACCUGAAGAUGCCCAAGAUAAAAAUGCCCAAGAUCAGCAUGCCCGGCUUCAAAGGAGAGGGCCCAGAAGUGGAUGUGAACCUCCCCAAGACCAACAUUGAUGUGUCAGGACCCAAGGUGGACAUUGAAGGCCCUGAUGUUAACAUUGAAGGACCUGAGGGAAAAUUGAAAGGUCCUAAGUUCAAGAUGCCAGAGAUGAACAUCAAAGCCCCCAAGAUCUCCAUGCCUGACUUUGAUUUGCACCUGAAAGGUCCUAAGGUGAGAGGAGAUCUGGAUGUUUCUCUGCCUAAGGUGGAAGGUGACCUAAACGCCCCUGACGUUGACCUUAAAGGCCCCAAAGUGGAUAUUGAUGUCCCAGAUGUGGACGUGCAUGGCCCAGACUGGCACCUGAAGAUGCCCAAGAUAAAAAUGCCCAAGAUCAGCAUGCCUGGCUUCAAAGGAGAGGGCCCAGAAGUGGAUGUGAACCUGCCCAAGGCUGACAUUGAUGUCUCAGGACCCAAGGUGGACGUUAGUAUGCCAGAUGUGGAUAUUGACGGUCCAGAUGUGAAACUGAAGGGCCCCAAGUUCAAGAUGCCUGAGAUGAACAUCAAAGCCCCCAAGAUCUCCAUGCCUGACUUUGAUUUGCACCUGAAAGGUCCUAAGGUGAAAGGAGAUGUGGAUGUUUCUCUGCCUAGGGUGGAAGGUGACCUAAAGGCCCCUGAAGUUGACAUCAGAGGUCCCAAAGUGGACAUUGAUGCUCCAGAUGUGGACGUGCAUGGCCCAGACUGGCACCUGAAGAUGCCCAAGAUAAAAAUGCCCAAGAUCAGCAUGCCCAGCUUCAAGGGAGAAGGCCCAGAAGUGGAUGUGAACCUGCCCAAGGCCGACAUUGAUGUCUCUGGACCCAAGGUGGACAUAGACACUCCUGACAUUGAUGUUCAUGGUCCAGAAGGGAAACUGAAGGGCCCCAAGUUUAAAAUGCCUGACCUGCACCUCAAGGCACCCAAGAUCUCCAUGCCUGAAGUUGACCUGAAUCUGAAGGGCCCCAAGGUCAAGGGUGAUGUGGAUGUUACUCUGCCCAAAGUUGAAGGUGACCUCAAGGGCCCUGAAGUUGACAUCAAAGGUCCCAAAGUGGACAUCGAUGUCCCAGAUGUGGACGUGCACGGCCCAGACUGGCACCUGAAGAUGCCUAAGGUGAAAAUGCCCAAGAUCAGCAUGCCUGGCUUCAAAGGAGAGGGCCCAGAAGUGGACGUGAACCUGCCUAAAGCUGACAUUGAUGUCUCAGGACCCAAGGUGGACAUUGAUGUUCCAGACGUGAAUAUUGAAGGUCCAGAUGCGAAACUGAAGGGCCCCAAGUUCAAGAUGCCAGAGGUGAACAUCAAAGCUCCUAAGAUCUCCAUGCCUGGCAUUGACUUAAACCUGAAAGGACCCAAAGUAAAGGGAGAUGUGGAUGUUUCUCUGCCUAAGGUGGAGGGUGACCUCAAGGGCCCUGAAGUUGAUGUCAAGGGCCCCAAAGUGGACAUUGAUGUCCCAGAUGUGGACGUUCAUGGCCCAGACUGGCAUCUGAAGAUGCCUAAGGUGAAAAUGCCCAAGUUCAGCAUGCCUGGCUUCAAAGGAGAGGGCCCCGAAGUGGAUGUGAACCUGCCUAAGGCUGACAUUGACGUGUCAGGGCCCAAGGUGGACGUUGAUGUUCCAGAUGUAAAUAUUGAAGGUCCAGAUGCGAAACUGAAGGGCCCUAAAUUCAAGAUGCCGGAGAUGAACAUAAAAGCCCCUAAAAUCUCCAUGCCUGACCUUGACUUUAACCUGAAGGGCCCCAGAAUGAAGGGUGAUGUUGAUAUCUGUCUGCCCAAAGUUGAGGGUGAUCUCAAGGCCCCUGAGGUGGACAUCAAGAGCCCCAAACUGGACAUUGACACUCCUGAUAUCAAUAUUGAAGGUCCAGAUGGAAAACUGAAGGGGCCUAAAUUUAAGAUGCCAGAGAUGAACAUUAAAGCCCCCAAGAUCUCCAUGCCUGACUUUGACUUAAAUCUGAAAGGGCCAAAGGUAAAGGGGGAUGUGGACUUUUCACUGCCUAAGGUAGAAGGCGAUCUGAAAGGGCCAGAGGUGGACAUUGAAGGUCCUGAAGGGAAACUCAAAGGACCCAAAUUUAAGAUGCCUGAUGUCCAUUUUAAAACCCCACAAAUCUCCAUGAGUGACAUUGAUUUGAACUUGAAAGGACCUAAGAUAAAAGGAGAUUUGGACACUUCCAUCCCUAAACUGGAAGGAGAUCUGAAAGGCCCGAAAAUAGAUGUUAAAGGCCCUAAGUUGGACAUAGACACUCCUGAUUUUGACAUUAAUGGUCCAGAAGGGAAACUGAAGGGCCCCAAGUUUAAAAUGCCUGACCUGCAUCUCAAGGCACCCAGGAUCAGUGUGCCUGGCUUCAAAGGAGAGGGCCCUGAAGUGGAUGUGACCCUGCCCAAGGCUGACAUUGACAUCUCAGGACCCAAGGUGGACAUUGAUGUUCCAGAUGUGAAUAUUGAAGGUCCAGAUGCGAAACUGAAGGGCCCCAAGUUCAAGAUGCCAGAGGUGAACAUCAAAGCUCCUAAGAUCUCCAUGCCUGGCGUUGACUUAAACCUGAAAGGACCCAAAGUAAAGGGAGAUGUGGAUGUUUCUCUGCCUAAGGUGGAGGGUGACCUCAAGGGCCCUGAAGUUGAUGUCAAGGGCCCCAAAGUGGACAUUGAUGUCCCAGAUGUGGACGUGCAUGGCCCAGACUGGCACCUGAAGAUGCCUAAGGUGAAAAUGCCCAAGUUCAGCAUGCCUGGCUUCAAAGGAGAGGGCCCCGAAGUGGAUGUGAACCUGCCUAAAGCUGACAUUGACGUCUCAGGACCCAAGGUGGACGUUGAUGUUCCAGAUGUGAACAUUGAAGGUUCAGAUGCGAAACUGAAAGGCCCCAAGUUCAAGAUGCCGGAGAUAAAUAUCAAAGCUCCCAAAAUCUCCAUGCCUGAUGUCGACCUGGAUUUGAAAGGAUCCACAGGCAAAGGAGAUUUCGAUGUGUCUGUCCCUAAGAUUGAAGGGACUUUCAAAGGCCCAGAAGUAGACCUUAAAGGUCCAGGUCUGGAUUUUGAAGGCCCUGAUGCCAAACUCAGUGGCCCACAUUUGAAGAUGCCAUCACUGGAUAUAUCUGCCCCUAAAGUAACUGCUCCUGAUAUUGAUUUGCAUCUCAAGGCACCCAAAAUUGGAGUUUCUGGUCCCAAAUUAGAAGGCGGUGAACUGGACCUCAAGGGACCCAAAGUUGAUUUAGAAGCUCCAAGCUUAGAUGUACACGUGGAGAGCCCAGAUAUUAACACUGAGGGGCCAGAUGUGAAAAUUCCCAAAUUUAAGAAACCCAAGUUUGGGUUUGGGGCAAAAAGCCCCAAAGCUGACUUCAAAUCACCUUCGCUUGAUGUGACAGUUCCUGAGGCAGAGCUGAAUGUUGAGGCUCCUGAAAUUAGUGUUGGUGGCAAGGGCAAGAAAAGUAAGUUUAAAAUGCCUAAAAUUCACAUGAGUGGUCCUAAAAUUAAGGCCAAAAAACAAGGAUUUGAUUUGAAUGCUCCUGGGGGUGAGAUUGAUGCCAGUCUCAAGUCUCCUGAUGUAGAUGUCAACGUUGCAGGGCCGGAUGCCUCACUUAAAGUUGACAUGAAAUCUCCCAAGACCAAGAAACCUAUGUUUGGAAAAAUGUACUUUCCAGAUGUAGAAUUUGACAUUAAAUCACCUAAAUUUAAAGCUGAAGCUUCCCUCCCUGGCCCCAAAAUGGGGGGUGAAAUCCAGGCACCUGACCUGGAUAUUCCCUCACCAGGGAUUAAUGUGGAAGGUCCUGACAUCAAGCUGAAGGCUCCCAAGUUCAAGGUGCCAGGUGUGGAUGUCUCAGGGCCAAAAAUAGAGGGCGACUUGAAAGGCCCCAGGGUGCAGGCAAAUUUGGAUGCAUCUGACAUCAACAUUGAAGGCCCAGAUGCUAAAGUCAAAGCACCGUCAUUCAGCAUUUCUGCCCCUCAAGUCUCCAUCCCUGAUGUGAAUGUUAACUUGAAAGGACCAAAGGUAAAGGGUGAUGUCCCCAGUGUGGGACUGGAAGGACCAGAUGUAGAUCUGCAAGGUCCAGAAUCGAAAAUUAAGUUCCCCAAGUUUUCGAUGCCCAAGAUCGGCAUCCCUGGUGUGAAGAUGGAGGGUGGGGGAGCUGAGGUCCAGCUGCCCUCUCUAGAAGGAGGCUUGAGCGCACCGGGUGUUAAGCUUGAAGGGCCCGAUGUGUCUCUGAAAGGGCCAAAAGUAGACUUGCCUUCAGUGAAUCUCUCUGCACCGAAAGUCUCUGGACCUGACCUUGACCUGAACUUGAAAGGACCAAGUUUGAAGGGAGGCCUGGAUGUAUCUGUUCCCGGCAUGAAGGUGCAUGCUCCCGGGCUUGACCUCAGAGGUGUCGGUGGAAAGGUGAAGGUAGAAGGUGAUGGUGUGAAAGUGCCUGGAAUCGAUGCCACAGCAGUGCUUGACGUCGGUGCGCCAGAUGUGAUCCUGAAGGGACCAAGCCUGCAGGGAGACCUGGCUGUCUCUGGUGACAUCAAGUGUCCUGAAGUAUCAGUAGGUGCUCCUGAUCUAAGCUUGGAGGCACCUGAAGGUGGUAUCAAACUUCCUAAGAUGAAGCUGCCCCAGUUCGGCAUCUCCGCUCCAGGGUCCGACUUGGACAUCAGCGUCAAGGGGCCACAAGUUGCUGGAGAACUAAAGGGGCCCGGCAUAGAUUUGAACCUCAGAGGCCUGAACCUGAAAGGGCCUCAGAUCUCUGGCCCUCAAAUCUCAGCACCAGAUGUGGACUUGAACUUGGAAGGACCAAAAGUAAAAGGCAGCCUCGGGGCCAGUGGUGAGAUGAAAGGCCCCACGGUUGGAGGAGGUCUUCCGGGCAUCAGUGUUCAAGGCCUAGAAGGAAACCUCCAAAUGCCUGGAAUUACAUCAUCCAGGUGUGAGGUGGAGCUGCCAGGUGUGAAUGUGAAACUCCCAACCGGGCAAAUUUCUGGUCCUGAAAUCAAAGGUGAUCUGAAAGGUUCAGGGAUAGGUUUCCACGGGGCCCUUCCUGACAUUGGCAUGAAAGGGCCUUCAUUUAACGUGGCAUCUCCUGAGUCAGAUUUUGGUGUCAGCUUGAAGGGCCCGAAAAUCAAAGGAGGCAUGGACGUUUCAGGGGGUGUCAGUGCCCCAGAUAUCAGCCUGGGCGAGGGGCAUGUGAGCGUCAAAGGUUCCGGGGUGGAGUGGAAAGGACCCCAGGUCUCCUCUGCUCUCAACUUGGAUGCACCUAAGUCUGCCGGAGGACUUCAUUUCUCAGGACCAAAGAUAGAAGGAGGUGUCAAAGGAGGCCAGACUGGACUUCAGGGUCCUGGGCUGAGCGUGUCUGGGCCUCAAGGUCACUUGGAAAGCGGAUCUGGAAAAGUAACAUUCCCCAAGAUGAAGAUCCCCAAGUUCACCUUCUCUGGCCGUGAGCUGGUUGGCAGAGAAGUAGGGGUGGAUAUUAACUUCCCUAAAGCGGAGGCCAGUGUCCAGUCUGGUGCCGGAGAGGGCGAGUGGGAAGAGUCUGAUGUAAAACUUAAAAAGUCCAAAAUCAAAAUGCCCAAGUUCAGCUUUUCCAAACCUAAAGGGAAAGCUGGUGUCACCGGCUCACCGGAAGCAUCCAUUUCAGGGUCCAAAGGUGACCUGAAGAGCUCCAAGGCCAGCCUAGGCUCUCUGGAAGGAGAGGCAGAAGUCGAAACAUCUUCGCCCAAAGGCAAAUUCUCCUUAUUCAAAAGCAAGAAGCCACAGCACCGCUCAAAUUCCUUCAGUGAAGAAAGGGAGCCCUCUGCAUCUUCUACCCCUCCGGGAACUUUGGAGUUCGAAGGUGGGGAAGUGUCGCUGGAAGGCGGGAAAGUCAAAGGGAAACAUGGGAAGCUGAAAUUUGGUACCUUUGGUGGAUUGGGGUCAAAGAGCAAAGGUCAUUAUGAGGUGACUGGGAGUGAUGAUGAGGCAGGCAAGUUACAGGGGAGUGGAGUGUCCUUGGCCUCUAAGAAGUCCCGACUGUCAUCUUCUUCUAGCAGUGACAGUGGGACUAAGGUUGGCAUCCAGCUUCCCGAGGUGGAGCUGGCAGUUUCCACAAAGAAAGAGUAGCAGGCUUCCGUGUGUGUGUGUGUGUGUGUGUGUACAUAUAUGUAUAAAAAUACAUCAGCCUUGGGUGUGUUUGUAUAUAAACUGCAAAGAGAAACACGCCGACAGCCUCAGCAAUAACGCAAACAUCUGGCCUCUGGCAGGGGCAAGCGCUGAAAAGCCAACCGCCUUUAGGCGCCUCCUGGAGCUUUACGGAUAGGUAAAGAGUUCUAAGUUCUUCGUCCAGCCCGUGUGCAGAGUCAACAGUAUUUGCCUUAAGAUUUCCGUUUUUUUUUUUUUUUGCAUUGAACGCUGAGAGCUCCUGUUUACUAAGCAAGCUUUUGUGUUUAUUAUCCUCAUUUUUACUGAACAUUGUUAGCGUUGGGGUCAUGGAAACCCACUUUUUCAUUGUAAUGACUUUUGGGGCUUAUGUUAGUAAGGGUGGGGGGUGGAGAAGGCAGUAGAGGGGGGCCAGACCUUCAUUUCUCCUACCGUCGGAUCUACUCAAACAGGAAACACCCAAAGAUGGCUGCGAGGAGCCGCCAGGCAGGGCGUGUGGGUGUUUCUAGAACUCUUUAGCGUUGCUUUUUCUUCCCCAGGGGUGGCGGUCCCAGCCCGUUUGGUGCUCACGGUGAGAGGGAAUUUAGAAUCUGUUUGCAAAUUAGCCAACCCACCAACUCAACACGAGGGCCUUCCAUUCUGUGUGUUGUAAGAGAAAUGUUUUCUUUGUGAUCGCCACGUUCCUGAUAUUAAUUCUGAUUUCUUUUAACCAAUGUUAUCGUGAUUAAGAAAAUUUCCAGCACUUUAAUGGCAAAUUAAUUGAGAAUGUAAGAAAAUUGAUGCUGUCAAGGGCAAAUAAAGCUGUUUAUUAACCCGGA